This is a messenger RNA of Lactuca saligna, 1017 nucleotides long. The record is from the annotation of a GenBank genome assembly. Lineage: Eukaryota; Viridiplantae; Streptophyta; Magnoliopsida; Asterales; Asteraceae.
AUGGAUGGUAAUAAGGAUGAAGCAAUGAAGUGUGUUGUCAUUGCUAAAGAAGCGAUUGCAUCUGGUAACAAGGAGCGUGCUAUGAAGUUCAUCGGCAUUGCUCAGAGGCUAAACCAUAAUCUAAGUGUAGAUGAUCUUUUAGUAGCCUGUGAAAAUCUUGACUCUGCAAAUCCAAGUUCAUCAAAUGGUAAAAAUCAUGUUGAAAACAAGCCUGUGAAUGGAAAGCACGUCGAGGGUAUGAAUGGAGAUGCAAAUUACACAGAGGAACAUGUUCAAUUGGUUCGUAAAAUCAGAAGAGACACAGAUUAUUACGAGAUUCUUGGUGUUGAAAAGACUUGUUCUGUUGAUGAGAUCAAGAAAGCUUACAGGAAAUUAUCAUUGAAAGUUCAUCCCGAUAAGAACAAAGCCCCUGGAUCUGAAGAGGCAUUCAAGAAAGUUGGCAAAGCAUUCAAGUGUCUGAGUGAUGAAGGGUUGAGAAGACAAUAUGAUCAAACAGGUUUGGGUGAAGGAGAAGAGUAUAACAAUCAGUAUAAUGUAAGGAGAAGAAGAAGGAGAACAGGACAAAGUGUGUUUGAAGAUGAAUUUGAUGCUGAUGAGAUCUUUAGGUCGUUUUUCGGGCAAGGCGACAUGUUUCGGGCAGCUCAUGUGUACAGGACUAGACGGGCAGGGGCAGGGGCAGGGGCAGGCGGGCAGGCUAGAGAGGAUACAGGUGGAGCAACGGGUCCUAAUCUGAUGUUGCUUCUUCAGCUGUUACCAUUUUUGCUAAUCAUAGUGCUUGCUUGUCUUCCAUUUUCUGAGCCUGAAUAUUCAUUACAAAGAAACUAUACUUAUCAGUUUUCAAAGAUGACUGAGGAAUAUGGAGUGGAGUUUUAUGUGAAAUCCUCUGAGUUUGAUCAUAAAUACCCUGUUGGAAGUCCUGCAAGGGCUUCGAAGCCUAGGAGUAUACUGAAGAUGCAAGAAGACGCAAUGAUGAAAUUCCUUUUCAAAUGCUCUGAUGAUUUGCGUUUUUUAAAGUAG